CUUGCGCCCUGAGAGGGCGCAUUGCGACACUUGUUUGACGAAGUCAGUUUCCAAACAUCAACUGCGCCAAGACGACACACCAGAUCAUAUGCUUAUCAGCGGUGCAUGAAACAUGCUACCCACACUCGCAACUCUAAGCCAGGCGUUCGCCGGCUGCUCGCCGUUACCACAGCGCCUUCCGGACAACAAACCCACCAGCGCGUCGAAAUGGACGGCCCGGCAUGAGCUCUAUCCUGCUUGGAGUGCUACUGAGGAUGCGAAGAAUCAGGCACUAAAGCUCGCCGAUGCUGCUACAGCCGAGUUUGAAAAGGCGAGCCACAAGGCCCAGGAUAAAGCUGGUCACAUCGAGUUGUACUCGCCUAAGUACUACGCAGCAUGUACCUUUGGAGGCAUCAUGGCCUGCGGCCUAACUCACACCGCCGUGACGCCUCUCGACCUGGUCAAAUGCCGUCGGCAAGUGAAUUCGAAGAUGUACAAAGGCAACUUCGAAGCCUGGGGCAAGAUCGCGCGCGCCGAAGGUUUCCGUGGCAUCAUGACGGGCUGGGGUCCGACGUUCUGGGGCUACUCCGUCCAGGGUGGUUUGAAGUACGGCGGGUACGAGUUCUUCAAGAAGUUUUAUGGAGAUCUGGCGGGUGAGGAGAAUGCGCAGAAGUACAAGACUUUCAUCUAUCUGGCGGGAUCUGCGUCGGCUGAGCUCAUUGCGGAUAUUGGACUGUGUCCGUUUGAAGCUGUCAAGGUUCGAAUGCAGACUACCAUUCCUCCAUUCGCUACGGGGACGUUAAAUGGUAUCUCUACUGUCACUGCUAACGAAGGCUUUGGUGGCUUGUACAAGGGACUCUACCCGCUUUGGGGCCGGCAGAUUCCGUACACGAUGAUGAAGUUCGCAUCGUUUGAGACUAUUGUAGAGGCCAUCUACAACUACCUCCCGGGCUCGAAGAGCGACUACGGUAAAGGUGCGCAGACCGCUGUGUCAUUCACUGGAGGUUACGCGGCUGGUAUUCUAUGCGCAAUCGUCAGUCACCCGGCUGAUGUGAUGGUUUCGAAACUCAAUGCUACCCGCAAGCCUGGUGAGAGCUUUGGAGGUGCUACAGGACGCAUCUACAAGGACAUUGGCUUCGGUGGACUCUGGAACGGAUUGCCAGUUCGAAUUGUGAUGAUCGGUACAUUGACUGGUCUGCAAUGGAUGAUCUACGAUUACUUCAAGAUCUUUAUGGGUCUACCAACGACUGGUGGUGCGCCGCCUGAGGAGAAGGUUAAGCAAUGAACCUCGAGGUCGUGUUAACAGUUUCUUUCUUUUUUGUAGAGCAUACAGUACCCCAAGCCACAUCUCAACUCAGAAAAUAUUCUGUCCAGGUGAAGCUCUCGAUGAUAAUUAAGUGAUGCACAUAUGGAGAUCAUGUAUUCAGACCUUUUGACUGC
Messenger RNA from Parastagonospora nodorum SN15, 1419 nucleotides. RefSeq lists its product as hypothetical. Gene Ontology annotation, biological process: mitochondrial phosphate ion transmembrane transport. The coding region runs from base 113 to 1264 and encodes 383 amino acids. The transcript is spliced from 2 exons. Lineage: Eukaryota; Fungi; Ascomycota; Dothideomycetes; Pleosporales; Phaeosphaeriaceae. Gene Ontology annotation, cellular component: mitochondrial inner membrane. Gene Ontology annotation, molecular function: phosphate transmembrane transporter activity. The record is from RefSeq and is a predicted model, not a curated record.